CGUGGUUUGUCGUCACGUGACCGGAACAAAACAAAGUCUGUCCUUUUGCAGCACGUUGCCUUCUCCUCUCCGCUAGCAGACCUCCUCCUCUGAGCCGUGAAUCCACAUAAAGAAACACUUAAAAAUGCCGAAAACAAAGCAGUCAAAAAGGAGGCAAAAGUUUGACUAUAACCUGGACCGAAAGAAGCUAAAGAAGAAGUUCAUAAAGAAAUGCAACCCGAGGAUAGAGAAUCGACAGAUCAGAAAUGCUUGGGAUGAUAAGAAAUCCACGGCCAGCAACCUGCAGGAGAUGGGUCUGUCUUUUGACCCCAACCGCAGUCAGCCCAUAAAGAAACAGAAACUCCUCGGUAACAACAAAGAGACUCGAGCUCCCGCCGCCAUCGUGACUAAACCCUACGUCCUAAACCUGCUGGAGGAGGAGGCAGGUCUCCAAGAGAAAGACACCAAGACGUUAUCCUCCGACCUGGUCGAGUACGUUCAGCAUAUGAUCAAAGAACACAACGAAGACUUCAAGGCCAUGGCCAGAGACGAGAAGAAUUACUACCAGGACACCCCCAAACAAAUCAAGAGGAAAAUAAACGAGUACAAACGCUGCCACCAGCAGCACUACGAGGCUUUCAUGAGCUCACUUGCUCCUCCUCAGCAGAUGGACCAAUAAAGAGCCUGACAGACUGGUUACAGACUUCUAUCUGUCUGUGUGUCAGGAGGAGAACGACCUCACCCUUAAGAGACUGUCUGACUGUGACAGCAAAUACACAUCACCUGCUCUCAAAGUAAGCACCAGUGACAGGAAGAAGAGACGUCUGUGUCUUGUUAUGGAUCCUUUAUGUGGUUUUUGGACGUUUCCUCGCCCGUCAAGGUUUCAAGUUUUUUUUAUUUUUCCAGUUCAUCCUGAUUCACCGCCCGCUCUGUGGGCUCACGUUACAAAUGUCAAAUGUAAAAGAAAGAUGUAUUUUUAAUUGUAUCAUAAAAAUAACUUCAAACUCA
Molecule: messenger RNA, 987 nt
Organism: Notolabrus celidotus (New Zealand spotty)
Lineage: Eukaryota; Metazoa; Chordata; Actinopteri; Labriformes; Labridae
Gene: nop16
Product: NOP16 nucleolar protein homolog (yeast)
Exons: 5
Coding region: 125-658 (177 amino acids)
Biological process (GO): ribosomal large subunit biogenesis
Cellular component (GO): nucleolus
Source: RefSeq, a predicted model, not a curated record